CUGUCUCCUGAACGUGGGCAGCGUCCCGGGGUUUGGAGCAGCGAGCGUGCGCCUGGGCUCCGGCCAGGCGAGGGGGAGGGCCCACGGGGUUUCGCUUACAGUUUGCACUUAAAGGUGUGCUGGGGUCGGGAGCGGUUUUUCCGGUGUUUGGCAACGGCCCCAGCCACCGCCCGGCUGCCGUUGGCCGGUAGCUACCCCCGCGAUUCGUCCUCCCCGGGCGCCGCGCCCUGAGUAGCUCCGCACCCAGGGCUUCACCUCUGGCCUCCUUUCGCUUCCCGGCGCCAGGCCUUUUCCCUUGACCCUUUAAAAGAACCUUCGGCGUCGCUCCCCACAGCAGGCGUUUUUGCUUGCCCCUCCAUCCCUCUCCAUUACCUUCAAAGAAGGGGUGACCCCCCCCCCCCCAGCCCACCACCACCAGCGACUCCCUCACUGCCCUCCGCGCCUUUCACCCCUCACCCUUUCCCCGUCCGGCCUGGGCUACCCUUCAGGUGGCAACCGCCUCUUCCCCGCCCCUCACGUCUCCCCCUCCUUCUUUCUCGCCCUCUCCUCUCCAUUCAUCCAGCCAUUGUCUCCCGCCCCCUCCUCCCCUUACCCCAGGCGGCCUCCUCCCCCACCGCUGCCACGUCGUGGUUUGAAGGAGCCAAUGGGCCGGCGCCGCCAGGUGUCUCUUACCUGCACCACGUGGGGGAGGGGGAAGGGGCGGGCAGGUAGAGCCACAUCCCAAAACAGAAAAGCUUUCAGCCAUUGCGCGCUCCACCCGGGGUGCAGCCCUGCUCCUGGCUUUUUGCAUAGACGCACCGGCCAUUGAAUACAAAAAGGGCAGGCCUCCGGCGCCCUCCUUCCCACCCCCCCUUGCAGCCCAGGGUGGGGAGCACCGGCCAGGUGUGGGCUUGGGUGGUAGGUUGCCGCCUUUUGCAGCAGCCGCGGCGAGGAGGGGGGGUGGUGGGCACCCUUUCUUUUUCUCUUAGAAGAGAUUUUUAGCACAGGUUUUCUCGUUCUCACUUCCACCCCACUUCACCGCCUCCCAACCCCCCUCUCCCCCUCCCCACCUUUCGUCAUGACGGCAUCUCCGGAUUACUUGGUGGUGCUUUUUGGGAUCACUGCUGGGGCCACCGGGGCCAAGCUGGGCUCGGAUGAGAAGGAGCUGAUCCUGCUGUUGUGGAAAGUCGUGGAUCUGGCCAACAAGAAGGUGGGACAGUUGCAUGAAGUACUAGUUAGACCGGAUCAGUUGGAGCUGACGGAGGAUUGUAAAGAAGAAACUAAGAUCGACGCGGAAAGUCUGUCCUCCGCUCCGCAGCUGGACCAAGCCCUCCGACAGUUUAACCAGUCAGUAAGCAAUGAACUGAAUAUUGGGGUUGGAACCUCCUUCUGUCUCUGUACUGAUGGGCAGCUGCAUGUCAGGCAAAUCCUGCAUCCUGAGGCUUCCAAGAAGAAUGUAUUAUUGCCUGAAUGCUUCUAUUCCUUUUUUGACCUUCGAAAAGAAUUCAAGAAGUGUUGUCCUGGUUCACCUGAUAUUGAUAAACUGGAUGUUGCAGCAAUGACAGAAUGCUUAAACUUUGAGAAGACUGGUUCAGUCUCCCGGUAUGGAGCCUCUCAAGUUGAAGAUAUGGGGAAUAUAAUUCUAGCAAUGAUUUCUGAGCCUUAUAAUCACAGGUUUUCAGAUCCAGAGAGAGUAAAUUACAAAUUUGAAAGUGGCACUUGCAGCAAGAUGGAGCUUAUUGAUGACAACACCAUAGUCCGUGCGCGGGGUUUACCGUGGCAGUCUUCAGAUCAAGAUAUUGCAAGAUUCUUCAAAGGACUCAACAUUGCCAAGGGAGGUGCAGCACUUUGUCUGAAUGCCCAGGGUCGAAGGAAUGGAGAAGCUCUGGUUAGGUUUGUAAGCGAGGAACACAGGGAUCUAGCAUUACAGAGGCACAAACAUCACAUGGGGACCCGGUACAUAGAGGUUUACAAAGCAACAGGUGAAGAUUUUCUUAAAAUUGCUGGUGGUACAUCCAAUGAGGUAGCCCAAUUUCUCUCCAAGGAAAAUCAAGUCAUUGUCCGCAUGCGGGGGCUCCCUUUCACAGCCACAGCAGAUGAAGUGGUGGCCUUCUUUGGACAGCAUUGCCCCAUCACUGGGGGGAAGGAAGGCAUCCUCUUUGUUACCUACCCAGAUGGUAGGCCAACAGGGGAUGCUUUUGUCCUCUUUGCCUGUGAAGAAUAUGCACAGAAUGCAUUGAGGAAGCAUAAAGACUUGUUGGGUAAAAGAUACAUUGAACUCUUCAGGAGCACAGCAGCUGAAGUACAGCAGGUGCUGAAUCGGUUCUCCUCGGCCCCUCUUAUUCCACUUCCAACCCCUCCCAUGAUUCCAGUACUACCUCAGCAAUUUGUGCCCCCUACAAAUGUUAGAGACUGUAUACGCCUUCGAGGUCUUCCCUAUGCGGCCACAAUUGAGGACAUCCUGGACUUUCUGGGGGAGUUUUCCACAGAUAUUCGAACUCAUGGGGUUCACAUGGUAUUGAAUCACCAGGGCCGCCCAUCAGGAGAUGCCUUUAUCCAGAUGAAGUCUGCGGACAGAGCAUUUAUGGCUGCACAGAAGUGUCAUAAAAAAACCAUGAAGGACAGAUAUGUUGAAGUCUUUCAGUGUUCAGCUGAGGAGAUGAACUUUGUGUUAAUGGGGGGCACUUUAAAUCGAAAUGGCUUAUCCCCACCGCCAUGUAAGUUACCAUGCCUGUCUCCUCCCUCCUACACAUUUCCAGCUCCUGCAGCAGUAAUUCCUACCGAAGCUGCCAUAUAUCAGCCCUCUGUGCUUUUGAAUCCACGAGCACUGCAGCCCACCACAGCCUACUACCCAGCGGGCACUCAGCUCUUCAUGAACUACACUGCCUACUAUCCCAGCCCCCCAGGUUCGCCCAAUAGUCUUGGCUACUUCCCUACAGCUGCUAAUCUUAGCGGUGUCCCUCCACAGCCUGGCACGGUGGUCAGAAUGCAGGGCCUGGCCUACAAUACUGGAGUUAAGGAAAUUCUUAACUUCUUCCAAGGUUACCAGUAUGCAGCCGAUGAUGGACUUGUACACACAAAUGACCAGGCCAGGACUCUACCCAAAGAAUGGGUUUGUAUUUAAGGGCCCCAGCAGUUAGACCAUCCUCAGAAAAGAAGUGUUUAAAAGAUGUAUGGUGAUCCUGAAGCCGUCAGAUAAUGACAACUUCUAGCAACUUCAGGGGAAGUUUGUCUACGCUCAGGCUGCAGUAUUUUCAGCAAACAUGAUUGGACGGUGGGCUUUUGCCCAAUCUUUUGGUAGAAUAAAAAAAAACUUGAGCCAGUGAAGCCAAAUCCUUAUAGCAAGCAGCACGCCUGGCUCCUUGCUGAUUGCAAAUAGGCAUUUAAAAUGUGAAUUUGAAAUCAGGUGACUCCAUUACUUCCAGCUAAUGUGGCAUCGUAGGUGUUUCCUAAGUUUAAGUCUUGGACAAAAAAUACUAGUGUCUACCAUCUCCAUCAGGAACCGUGUCGUGGAAGCUGUUUCUAUUUUUCAUUCUCUUUCUCCAUGUCUUCUGCACAAGCGUGCCCUCUUACUAAUUCAAGAAUAAGGUCUUGGAAUCCUUAAGUCUUACAGUUAAACCACGCAACUGCCUUUUUAAACACCUUGGGAUAAAUCAGAAGACCUCUGGCACCCACCACCAAACACUCCUAGCUUCAAAGUUUCCUUUUUUUCUCAGCAGGUACCAGUUGUAAAUAAGAAUGAACUAGGGGCCAAAAUGCGAAACCAAAAAUGAAGCAGCUAUCUGUAGUUAGUAAUUUCUAGUUUAAACUGUAACUGAACAUUGUGGCUUCAUAUGUAUUAUUUUAUAUUGUACUUUGCCCAUUACUGAUGGUUUGGACUUUAAUAAGAGAAAUUCCAUAGUUUUUAAUAUCGUAAAAUGAGAAUAUUUGAACAGUGUAUUCUAGAAAGCAAUAUACUAACUGAAGUGAAUGCUUGUAUAUAUUAAGAUAGAGCCUUAAAACUUUCUCUCUAAUGCCUUAACUCAAAUAAUUAAAACUUUUUAAAAGCCUAGGAUUAUAGUCAGCAUGUUGGACUGAGAGGUAAACACUGAAGCCCACUAGAGCAGGUACUGAUGCUGUCAGUGUUUAGCACUGUGUGUUUAGCUGUGUUUAUGCUAAAAAGUGCAAUAUUAGACACUAGCUAGCUAGUACUGCUGCCUUGUGCAACUCCAAAGAGGAAAACAGGAUUUGAUUAAGUGCUCAUGUGUCUUUAAGUUACUCCUAUUGUCCUUAGUUCGGAUGCAAUGCCCUGCAGGCUUCUGUGGCUGCUAUUUUUAUUUCCUUUGCAUUAUUUUUGAUUAACACCUUGAAUGGAGAGCCAAACAUUCCCUCUUCACCUGACCAGCAAUGGCCCUCUAACUGCAAUAGGAAAAAAACAAAACAAAACAAAAAACAACAUUUGGUCUGAAAAUUGGUGACAACUGGCACUUAAGAUCAGAAGAAGAGUUGUUUAUACUUGAUGCCUUAAGAUGCUGUCAGCCCAAAGCUCUGAGAGACUUUAAGAUAGAAAGUAAUACUUAACCACGGUACUGGAGUUUUCGUAGAAUUGUUACAUUUGAUAAUAAAACCCGCCUGUUUAAUCUCAAA
This is a messenger RNA of Mustela lutreola (European mink), 4605 nucleotides long. It is a transcript of the gene ESRP1, whose product is annotated as epithelial splicing regulatory protein 1. Gene Ontology annotation, molecular function: mRNA binding. Lineage: Eukaryota; Metazoa; Chordata; Mammalia; Carnivora; Mustelidae. Gene Ontology annotation, biological process: regulation of RNA splicing. The transcript is spliced from 16 exons. Bases 1058 to 3103 code for a protein of 681 amino acids. The record is from RefSeq and is a predicted model, not a curated record. Gene Ontology annotation, cellular component: ribonucleoprotein complex; nucleoplasm.